CCCCAGCUAAUCCACCAGGUUCAAUCAGGCUAAGUAGUUGGGGAAUGUGUCAACUCUGAAUUACAAUGAGCAGCAGGAAAGGAGCUGUCAGCUGACUAAUCAGGGAUAGUGGAUUUUUGUGCGGCGGCGCCGCUGCAGCAGUGGUAAUGGAAGCAGCUACGCUAGCUUUGUUUGGUGGAGAUUUUUGGCUGCCGUUUUUAAAUACCACCCAAGAAGCAGCUCAUAUUUCAUCAGUGAGCCAUUGACAAUUGGAAAAGAAGAGUGUAAAAGAUGGCAGAAGCGAAUCCCCCGAGAGGCAAGAUGAGGUUCAGAAGGAAUGCGGCUUCUUUCCCUGGGAACUUGCACUUGGUUCUGGUUUUACGUCCUACAAGUUUUCUUCAGCGCACCUUCACAGACAUUGGAUUUCGAUUCAGUCAGGAAGAUUUCAUGCUCAAAUUACCAGUUGUUAUGCUGAGCUCAGUUAGUGGUUUGCUGACAUACAUUGAUGACAAGCAGUUAACCCCCGAGUUAGGCGGCACCUUGCAGUACUGCCACAGUGAAUGGAUCGUCUUCAGAAAUGCUAUAGAAAAUUUUGCCCUCACAGUGAAAGAAAUGGCUCAGGUAUUACAGUCCUUUGGAACUGAACUGGCUGAGACUGAACUACCAGAUGACAUUCCUUCCAUAGAAGAAAUUCUGGCAAUCCGUACGGAAAGGUACCGCCUGUUGAAGAAUGAAAUUAUGACUGUAACCAAAGAAGGACAAAUUCUGCUAACAAAUCUCCAAUUACCCGCCACUGAAGGAGCUAUCAGUUCAAGUCUUGAGCAUCGACAUCCCAUUUGUGGUGACUGGCAAACUGUCAACAAAUUGCUGACUCAAGUGCAUGAUAUGGAAACUGCUUUUGAUGGAUUUUGGGAAAAACACCAAUUGAAAUUGGAGCAGUAUCUGCAACUAUGGAGAUUCGAACAAGAUUUUCAAACGAUUGUAGUUGAUAUCGAAGAUUUAUUGAAACAACAAUCAGAGCUGCUUGACGUAUCAGGGAAUAUAAUUCAAGUAAAACAUAAAAUUAAAAGACUGGAAAACUUGGAGGAAAACUCUCAGGCACUGGUAACAAAGGCCCGGUGUGUAAUAUUACAUGGCCACCAGCUUGCAGCAAAUCACCAUUACGCGCUUGAUUUAAUUUGCCAGAGGUGCAGUGAACUCCGUUACCUCUCUGAUGUUUUGGUUAAUGAGAUCAAAAUGAAGCGAAUACAGCUCACCAGGACCCUAAAAAUGCACAAGCUCCUACAACAGGCUCGGCAAUGCUGUGAUGAAGGGGAAUGUCUUCUAGCUAAUCAGGAAACAGAGAGGUUUCAGACUAAAGAAGAUGCUCAGAAAGCUCUUGAUGAUAUCAAAAAUUUCAUUGAGUCAUCUUUGCCUUUUAUCAAUUAUGAUGCUGAAAGCCUACAGUAUGAAUUUGAUGUGUUUUUAUCUCCUGAACUCAAGAUUCAAAUGCAGACUGUUCAACUCAAGCUUGAAAAUAUUCGAAGUAUGUUUGAGAACCAUCAGAUGGGAUUCAAGAAACAGACACAAAAUCAUGCAAGGUCAAUGCAGUUUAUAGUUCCUGGCCCUGAAAAUCUGACCAGAUCUAAACAUGUGGGAAUUGGAUACUCUUUCUUUCAAGCAUGUAAACUUUUUUUAAAAGGGAAGAAGACUUGGAGACCGAAUCACAGCAGUGCAAAAGAUGAUGAGGAUUAUGAUUGUCAGAAGAGCAACUGUGGUCCAUCUUCCAAUUUGGACAGUGAUAAUGGCUUGGAUAUUUUAAAGAACCAUGUUCUAAAUGAGCUGAUACAGACUGAGAAGGUGUAUGUUCGAGAACUAUUUACUGUUUUAUUGGGCUAUAGAGCGGAAAUGGAUAAUCCAGACAUGUUUGCUCUUAUGCCACCUCUUCUGAGAAACAAAAAGGACAUCCUCUUUGGAAAUAUGGCAGAAAUAUAUGAAUUCCAUAACAACAUAUUCAUGAGCAGCUUGGAAAAUUGCUCUCAUGCUCCAGAAAGAGUGGGAUCUUGUUUCCUGGAAAGGAAGGAUGAUUUUCAGAUGUAUGCAAAAUAUUGUCAGAAUAAGCCCAGAUCAGAGAUAAUUUGGAAGAAGUACUCAGAAUGUGCCUUUUUCCAGGAAUGUCAAAGAAAAUUAAAACACCGACUUGGUCUGGAUUCCUAUUUACUCAAACCAGUGCAGCGUAUCACUAAAUAUCAGUUACUUUUAAAGGAGCUAUUAAAAUACAGCCAAGAUGGUGAAGGAUCUGCUCAAUUAAAGGAGGCUGUUGAUACCAUGCUGGAUUUACUGAAGUCAGUGAAUGAUUCCAUGCAUCAGAUUGCAAUAAAUGGCUAUAUUGGAAACUUAAAUGAACUGGGCAAGAUGAUAAUCCAAGGUGGAUUUAGCGUUUGGACAGGACACCGGAAAGGUGCUACAAAGAUGAAGGAUUUUGCAAGAUUCAAACCAAUGCAACGGCAUCUUUUCUUAUAUGAAAAAGCCAUUAUUUUUUGCAAAAGACGUGUUGAAAGUAGAGAUGAUGCUGAUCGAUACCCAUCAUAUAGUUUUAAGCACUUUUUGAAUAUGGAUGAAGUUGGAAUCACAGAAUAUGUGAAAAGUGAUAACCGCAAGUUUGAAAUCUGGCAUGGUGGGAAGGAAGAAGUUUAUAUUGUACAGGCUAAAAGUGUAGAUGUGAAGAUGUUAUGGCUAAAAGAAAUAAGAAGUAUUUUGUUGAAGCAACAGGAACUUAUAACAGUGAAAAAACGGAAGCAGCAGGUCGUAGAGCUGAGUGAUGUUUGCCCUCAGCAGAGUGAUGAAGAUGGAUGUUCAACAUGGCUCUCUUAUUUUGACGAAACUACUCUGUCAAGUAGCCUGUAACUCUUUCCUGCCUGCUUCUCAGAUUACUUGGAAAAAGUCCUGCUCAAAAGACAUUCAACCAAAAUGAUGUGAAUGUUGCUUUCAGGUUAAUUUCUUUGGACACGCAAAAAAACCCACACAGCACAUAAUUAUUUUUUCUUUGAUAUUUAAAAAAUGUUUUAGUUGCUCUUUAUUUUUUUUAAAUUGUAUAUUUCAUGUGUAAGUUACUGUGCUGGAGAAAUUCUCAUCUCAGAAUACAUUUGAACUUGAAAGUAGUUUCUUCUUUAUCUACUAUGUAACCAAAUGCAAUCAGUGUGCCUUGGAUUAUUCAGCUUAUUCUGAAUUAAAUUAAAAUGGCUGCAAAAUGAUUAAGGUCAAGCGAAGCACAAUAUUAUGAUUUAAUACGCUUUAAUUGGAUCUAGAGCUUGUGUCCAUUGUACUACCUUGUGCAAGAUGAUACACAGUCCAAAAAUCCUUUUGGAGACAUUAGCAAAUUUUGUUAGAGCUAUUGCAUUUUGUAUGUACUAUGAUAACAUUUUCAUGAGAUUAGUUUACAAAGAGUUGUAUUUAAAAUUUAAUAUUUUCAUUCUUUUUCUCUCUGGAUUUGUGCUUAUAAUUCAUCUAAUGGAUUAGUUGUGCUCUAUUAUUUUUUUUUGUACAUUUCAU
Messenger RNA from Dipodomys spectabilis (banner-tailed kangaroo rat), 3510 nucleotides. RefSeq names its product MCF.2 cell line derived transforming sequence (gene Mcf2). Gene Ontology annotation, biological process: intracellular signal transduction; dendrite development. Gene Ontology annotation, molecular function: guanyl-nucleotide exchange factor activity. Lineage: Eukaryota; Metazoa; Chordata; Mammalia; Rodentia; Heteromyidae. Gene Ontology annotation, cellular component: cytoplasm. The transcript has 24 exons. The record is from RefSeq and is a predicted model, not a curated record. Bases 271 to 2865 code for a protein of 864 amino acids.